Bufo gargarizans (Asiatic toad) is the source of this 2584-nucleotide messenger RNA. Its product is annotated as cytochrome P450 2K6-like. The record is from RefSeq and is a predicted model, not a curated record. Gene Ontology annotation, molecular function: heme binding; oxidoreductase activity, acting on paired donors, with incorporation or reduction of molecular oxygen, reduced flavin or flavoprotein as one donor, and incorporation of one atom of oxygen; iron ion binding. The coding region runs from base 338 to 1819 and encodes 493 amino acids. Lineage: Eukaryota; Metazoa; Chordata; Amphibia; Anura; Bufonidae. The transcript has 10 exons. Gene Ontology annotation, cellular component: cytoplasm; intracellular membrane-bounded organelle. Gene Ontology annotation, biological process: xenobiotic metabolic process.
CAGAUAAUGAUUUGUCAUACAGUUUCAACAGUCACAUUAUAUACCAUCAUAUUCUAUUUCAUAAAUAUUAUAGCAGUAAGACCUGCCCAGCCAUCAUCUUGUGAUCCUGUUUCAACUUGUGCUGUACCCACACCUGUGCAGCCAUUACGGGCUAAGUAUCUAGCUCGCUUAUAGAUAGAUAUAGGAUAUGAGAUUUUGUUUUGGCAGCGGGAAUUAGAACUUAUGAAUCAAGCUGAAGAAGCCGGACCUGGACUUAUUUCCUUUAAGAAGCUAAACAUUACCAAAAAGAAAGAUUUACUGUGAACACUGCAGGAUUAAAGAAACCUUUCCUGGCACUAUGACCAUCUCUGAUCCCAACACACUGGUUCUGUCCAUCAUUUUAUGCCUUUUUCUUGCCCUACUUUUCUUUGGAUGGAAAAAAAAUGAUCGCUAUAAUCUGCCACCUGGACCCAGACCGUUACCAAUCAUUGGAAACCUUCACAUUCUAGACCUGAAGAAACCGUAUCAGACACUUCAUCAGCUCUCUAAGAAGUAUGGACCGGUGUACACCAUUCAAUUAGGAGUGGAGAAAGCCGUUGUACUGUGCGGAUAUGAGGCAGUGAAAGACGCCCUUGUCAAUCAUGCAGACGAAUUUUUGGGAAGAGCAAAAGUGCCAAUUUUUGAAGAAAUAUCAAAAGGGCACGGAGUUAUUUUUUCUCACGAUGAGAACUGGAGAGUGAUGAGACGAUUCGCUCUUUCAACUCUUAGAGAUUUUGGAAUGGGAAAAGAAGCCAUCGAAAGCAAGAUUUCUGAAGAAAGUGAUUUUUUGGUAAAGAAGCUAAAAUCUUACAAAGGAGAGCCCUUUGAUAACACCAUGAUUAUAAACGCAGCUGUAGCCAACAUUAUAGUCUCCAUCUUACUGAGUAAACGAUUUGAUUAUGAAGAUCCUGCACUUCUGAAGCUUUUAAAGAUCAUUACUGAAAAUAUCAAAUUAGUUGGAAGUCCAAUGGCUACGCUGUACAAUGCCUAUCCAUCACUGAUACACUGGUGUUCAAGUAUCCAUACAGUAGUUAUGAGGAAUGUGGAUGAACUGCAUGAGUUUGUUCGUGAAACCUUCACCAACCAGAAAAAAAUACUGGAUGUUAAUGACCAGAGGAACCUUAUUGACGCCUUCCUGGUGAAACAACAAGAGGAAAAAACGAAUUUGAAAUUAUGUUUUACUAAUGAAAAUCUAGAGGUGCUUGUGACGGACCUCUUUUCUGCUGGCAUGGACACAACCUCAACAACUCUGAGAUGGGGUCUUCUUCUGAUGAUGAAAUAUCCAGAAAUCCAAAGUAAGGUCCAAAAUGAGAUUGAAAAAGUUAUUGGGUCAGCUGUGCCCCAAGCAAGUCAUCGCAAAGCCAUGCCUUAUACUGAUGCCGUCAUCCAUGAGAUUCAACGUUUUGGAAACAUUGUUCCAACUAACCUGCCACACGCUACUACUAAAGAUGUCAACUUCCGGGGAUAUCUUCUGCCCAAAGGGACAUACGUGAUACCGCUACUGACCUCUGUACUAUACGACAAGGAUCAUUUCGCAAAAGCUGAUGAGUUCUACCCGGAACACUUUCUGGAUUCCAGUGGAAAUUUUGUAAGGAAAGAAGCAUUCAUGGCUUUCUCAGCUGGUAAAAGAAGUUGUGCUGGAGAGAGCUUGGCCAAAAUGGAGCUGUUCCUGUUCUUCACAAGACUACUGCAGAACUUCAUGUUCCAGUCUCCUCCUGGGGCUGCACUAGACCUGAACCCUGCGAUAGGAUUUAUAGCUGGACCACUGCCCCAUAAGAUAUGUGCUAUACCCCGUGUAUAACCUUUGAGUAUCUUUGAGUAUCACUUACAUUGAAAAUUCGAACUAGGUUUCUAAGUGGGAACUACCAUAAAUAAGAUGCUACCAUUUACCUACUUGUAUCCUAAAUUUAUAUGUAUGUCUACUAGCCACCAAUUGCCCUUGUCUAUGCAUUGGUAACCUCUUGGGAUAACCUACAUAUGUGGUCCCCAUAAGAACAGGAACAUAAUUGUAUACUUUGUGGUUAGCUUGGUGGCACAAUCAUUUUCAGGAAGUAUUUGAAGUACACUAUACUUGCAUGAAUCUAGAAAAUGGAUAGAGGUCUGUUAUGAAGAGAUAAUACUUUUUAAGCUAAUGUCCUCCAAAUCAACUCAAGUCAAUUUCUUCCAAGUCAACAUCCUGCAAACCAGUAUGUCUUGAGAGGAACCUUGCAAGGUCAAUAUAAUGGUGAUUACAUUACAAAGAAAUCUAUUCAAAAUCAACAAGAUUUCUUUGUAAUUUUAACUACCACAUCAUUAAUCUUCAAGUGCAUUUGGAUGCUCCACGUGAGCAGGCAAUUAUCGGGACUGGACCUUUCUUCUUGAAAACUGCCUGCUGGUCAAUGUAUGUAGGUGAAGAGCUGCAUUUACAUGCAAGCCAUCGCUUGUCUUCAUACAGAUUCAUAUUCCUGAGCAGCAGAUCGCUGUUCACCCAGCACAAUAUGCUGCCCAGAAGUGAUUAUUAUUUGCUCAUGUAUUUUAAAAAAAUGAAAUAUAAAAAUUGAAAAAUAAAAAAAUAGCAUCAUCGGUA